Oncorhynchus mykiss (rainbow trout) is the source of this 2314-nucleotide messenger RNA. The record is from RefSeq and is a predicted model, not a curated record. Lineage: Eukaryota; Metazoa; Chordata; Actinopteri; Salmoniformes; Salmonidae.
AGUAGUUUAUUGAGAGUUGAGUUUGAUCCAACUGUCAUUCUCCAAAUUGAGUAAUUCUGCAACACAAUUCUGACACAUGAGAAUACAGUGACUUGAUGAAUAAUAGGAAUGAAUAGUAUCCUAAUUGUUUUGUACUUAUUCCCAAAGUAGACACCACUUAGUAACCACUGGCAGGCAUAUCAAUCCACUUCAGAUAUAUUUGACCUAAUGGAUUUUUACUUUAACUGCUGGCUCCCCAUAGAGAUGCACUCAGAGCCACUGGAGCCAAAAGGGGGUAAGCCAGUGCUCUGGCUCAGUGUCUGUGUGUCGGACAGACCACAUCAUAUUCCACUACAGGCAUCACAGGGUAGAGCGCCACCGAGGGUCACAGGGGUUUGAGGUCCUCUGAGAGCAGCCACAAAUAGACAAACGAUUGAAUAUUUUGGCGGUCCCCUAUUACCCGAUGUCCUGCAGGGCUCCCCACCACCGGCAGUCCGUUCAUACUGCUGCAAGCAAGACCCGCGUGAAGAUGGGAGAUUGGAACUUCCUGGGUGGGAUCUUGGAGGAAGUGCAUAUCCACUCCACCAUGGUGGGAAAGAUCUGGCUGACCAUCCUGUUCAUCUUCCGGAUGCUGGUGCUUGGCGUCGCUGCAGAGGACGUGUGGAACGACGAGCAGACCGACUUCAUCUGCAACACAGAACAGCCAGGGUGCCGCAAUGUGUGUUACGACCAAGCCUUCCCCAUCUCACUCAUCCGCUACUGGGUGCUGCAGGUCAUCUUCGUCUCCUCACCCUCUCUGGUUUACAUGGGCCACGCCAUCUACCAGCUGCGAGCUCUGGAGAAGACGCGCCACACUAACAGGGCUGCAUUGCGUCGGGAGCUGGAGGCAGUGGCCGUGGAGCUGAUCGAGGUGCGGAGACGCAUCGAGAGGGAGAUGAGACAGCUGGAUCUGGGGAAGCUCAACAAGGCCCCGCUGAGAGGGUCCCUGCUACAGACCUAUGUGGCCCACAUCGUCACCCGCUCUGUGGUGGAGGUGGGCUUCAUGAUGGGCCAGUACCUCCUCUACGGCCAUCACCUGGACACUUUGUUUAAGUGCGAGAGGGAGCCGUGCCCAAAUGUGGUGGACUGCUUUGUCUCCAGGCCCACGGAAAAGACUGUCUUCAUGAUGUUCAUGCAGGGCAUCGCUGCCGUCUCCCUCAUCCUCAGCCUGUUGGAGAUCACGCACCUGAGCUACAGGAAGCUUAAGAAGGGCAUCCUGGCCUACCACCCACACCUGAAGGAUGACUACUACCGUAGCAAAUCCAAAAGAAACUCUGACGUCAAACAAGUUAACAUGGGGGGAACCUCUGGGGGCUACAAGCCUGUUAUCCCCAGCGGACCCAGUGGGUACACACUCCUGAUAGAGAAACAGGGCAACGGACCGACGCAUUCCCUCCUCAAUGCCUCCUCUGCCUUUGUUCCUAUUCAGGUGGACCCUGGUGUCAAGCCAUGUACAGACAGUCACGAUACAGCCAGUAAGGAGGCAGUGCCAAGUCCUGAGCACAACAGCAACUCAAAGAACAUCAACCGUGAGACGACACGCUCUGCCCUUGUGGACAAGAAGGAUGAGCCAGAGGAUCUUGUCGUGCAUCCUCUCACCCACCACAUGGACUUCACAGGGUCACGGGGCUCUGAGUACCCCACCCUACCCGUGCUACCCUUGAUGGAUGCCUCCUCAUGCCCGACCCUUUCGGUCAUUGCAAGAAAACCACGGAGGGUCAGUGCCCCCUGGAACUGUUCCACUGUGGUGGAGGGGAAUGGCUCAGACAGUGGGGACUCCUUCCCUGGGACUAUAAGCAUGAAGCCACCCUGUAGCUUUGCUGCCAGCCGAGCCAGGGCCUUCUCUAAGCCGGACAUCAAGAGACUCAGCAGGCCCCAGAGCCAAGACUCAAUAGAACUGAGAUCAGUGUCUCAGCACAGCCGCGAUGGCAACAGCCCUCCCGUCUGCUCUCCCAACCGCCGAAUGUCACUGGCAAGUAACGGCAGCAGCAGGCGAGCUCCAGGCGACCUGCAGAUCUAAGGUCGGGAUACUGCAGAUGUCCUCCAUCCUGAAAAAGCGUUGAUAUUGUGGCACAAAGCCCACUAAUCAUUUGACAAUAUAAAUUAGACAUUUUGAUUGGGAGGAAAUGGGACUGAUUUUGAAUAGGUCUAUUGCUUAUAUGAAGCUGUACUUUGUUUUUUACUAAACACUACAUCAUACAUUGAUUUGUGUAUUCACAAUUGUAUAAUCAUUUUACUUGAUAAAAUAAAGUACUAAUAUUCUUGAAUUACUAAUGAGAUGAUAUUUUAACAUAAU